AGACAGCACCCGAUCAUUCAAGGCUUUACUUGCAAAGGAAUAGGAUUCAACUUUUUUGAAAUUAUAGAAGCACAUAUUCACUAUGCAUCUACAGAAAAAAGGCUUGUUUGCGUUACUACACAUGAUUGUCGCCACUUGUGCACGAGAGCCCUCGAGCCUGAUUUGCUCGAGAUAUGACUAUGAAGAGCGGUUGUUAGAAAGAGUCCUUAGAAACGAGUUGGCUCUAGAAACCACUCUGAAUGAAAUAAUGAAAACGAACGCCAAAGUUGUGGAUGCGUUAACACAGUUAGAAGAUGCAAAGACAAAAGUGGACUCUACGUUGGCAGUUAUGGAAAAGAAACAAAUCGAAAUGAAAUCACAACUUGCUGAUUUUAUUUCGAAUGCAUCUUACAUUAUGAACUCAACGUUAGUUGCAAAUGUGGGCGCACUGGUUGAAGCUUCAUCACAGAUAAAGGAAAAUGCUUCAGUGACGGUACAGCAACUUGUAAAGGAAGUCAAUAUUCUUAAAGAUCAGUUAAACGUCCCGACAAUUUACUUCCGUGCGCGCAUUACGGCUGGCAUCACAGAUCUAUCAAGUGGUCAGGAUGUAGUCUUUCCGACUGUGGACGUAAACGAAGGACAAGGUUAUGAUCCUCCAACAGGAAAAUUCACAGCCUCCAUCCCUGGAAUGUAUCUGUUCAGUGUCCAGUAUUGUGUCCACCACAGCAAGCAAUAUGUUUACCUUGAAAUCGUGCAUGGAGACAAGGCAUUACAGAGGUCAAUUCACUAUGAUGCUACCGGUACUGUACCAUGUGUGACUAUGCAGGUAUCAGCAGCGGUUGCCAUGGGGAUAUGGUCUGGGUGCGCGCAACAGGAUCGAGCUCGUUGUAUGCAGAUUCACUGAGAUAUAGUUCAUUUGCAGGAACACUGAUCCAUGUAUAACCACAAUAUAAUGCAAUGCAGCACACUACACUUCGUGAGGAAGAAGACGCCAAUUAUGUGCUUUCUUAGCACAAAAAUUCUAUGUAUUUCGACUGUAUUUAAAUAUUUUUAUCGUAUAUUCGUUUGUUAAAUUAAUGUUAUUCAUGCAUAUCUGCAUGACAUAUAUGAAACAGGUUUACUACAAAAAAAAUAACAUCGGUUUUAAUGGUAUAUAAUGCAUGUUUUAUGUGUUUUUGUUUUCUUUAAAAUACUGUUGCUAUAUAUUGUUGUACUGUAUUUAACUAGCUCUCGGUUAUAGGUAUGUCUCGCUGCGUUUAUUAAAUAUAUGAUGUAUAACUAAUUAAAUGCCAACAAUUUAAAACGAAUUAUCAAAUGAACACUAACUAAAAAGUAAAUUUCUUCUGUUUCAUGUUCAAACGGCUUUAAAUAUUACAUGUGCAUAUAUGUACAAUUCUAAUGUUUGUUUUUUUUGUUUUUUAUUAUAUGACUGGCACAAAUUUGUUGGUCACUAUUUUUUAUUGCAGUAAGUUUGACUUACUUAUGUACAUAUAUGCUUUUUUGAAAUGUCAAUAUCUAUCUGACAAACGUGUUUGGUAUAUCACUUUAAAAUGUAUCGUUUUGUUUAAUAUCAAAUUUAGUUACACUGUACACACGAAAGUAAAUGUUUUCACUACAAAUAUUUGAUAAUGUAAUAUAUAUGCAAUACCGUUACUAUAUGUAGUAACCCACAUUAACCCUUAGUAAACUACAAGAACUAGUCGGGUUCUUACUGUAUACACUGUAUGAUACAAUUGGAAA
Dreissena polymorpha is the source of this 1719-nucleotide messenger RNA. RefSeq lists its product as uncharacterized. NCBI's taxonomy places the organism in Eukaryota, Metazoa, Mollusca, Bivalvia, Myida, Dreissenidae. The coding region runs from base 83 to 883 and encodes 266 amino acids. The record is from RefSeq and is a predicted model, not a curated record. Gene Ontology annotation, molecular function: protein binding. The transcript has 2 exons.